Messenger RNA from Salvelinus namaycush (lake trout), 2868 nucleotides. RefSeq names its product potassium voltage-gated channel subfamily B member 1-like. NCBI's taxonomy places the organism in Eukaryota, Metazoa, Chordata, Actinopteri, Salmoniformes, Salmonidae. The coding region runs from base 1 to 2868 and encodes 955 amino acids. The transcript is spliced from 5 exons. The record is from RefSeq and is a predicted model, not a curated record. Gene Ontology annotation, molecular function: delayed rectifier potassium channel activity. Gene Ontology annotation, biological process: potassium ion transmembrane transport. Gene Ontology annotation, cellular component: voltage-gated potassium channel complex; membrane.
AUGUAUCCCCUUUCCCUGGAUGCAACUCUGAGCUGGAUGCUGGAUGCAACGCUGAGCUGGAUGCUGGAUGCAACGCUGAGCUGGAUGCUGGAUGCAACGCUGAGCUGGAUGCUGGAUGCAACGCUGAGCUGGAUGCUGGAUCUGGAUGCUGGAUGUAUCUCUGAGCUGGAUGCUGGGUGUAUCUCUGAGCUGGAUGCUGAAUGUAUCUCUGAGCUGGAUGCUGGAUGUAACUCUGAGCUGGAUGCUGAAUGUAUCUCUGAGCUGGAUGCUGGAUGUAUCUCUGAGCUGGAUGAUGGAUGUAACUCUGAGCUGGAUGCUGAAUAUAUCUCUGAGCUGGAUGCUGGAUGUAUCUCUGAGCUGGAUGCUGAAUGUAUCUCUGAGCUGGAUGCUGGAUGUAACUCUGAGCUGGAUGCUGAAUGUAUCUCUGAGCUGGAUGCUGGAUGUAUCUCUGAGCUGGAUGCUGGAUGUAUCUCUGAGCUGGAUGCUGGAUGUAUCUCUGAGCUGGAUGCUGAAUGUAUCUCUGAGCUGGAUGCUGGAUGUAACUCUGAGCUGGAUGCUGAAUGUAUCUCUGAGCUGGAUGCUGGAUGUAUCUCUGAGCUGGAUACUGGAUGUAUCUCUGAGCUGGAUGCUGGCUGUAUCUCUGAGCUGGAUGCUGGCUGUAUCUCUGAGCUGGAUGCUGAAUGUAUCUCUGAGCUGGAUGCUGAAUGUAUCUCUGAGCUGGAUGCUGAAUGUAUCUCUGAGCUGGAUGCUGGAUGUAUCUCUGAGCUGGAUGCUGGAUGUAACUCUGAGCUGGAUGCUGAAUGUAUCUCUGAGCUGGAUGCUGAAUGUAUCUCUGAGCUGGAUGCUGGAUGUAACUCUGAGCUGGAUGAUGGAUGUCCAUUUUGGAGCAAGGGCUCGGGAGCCAAGAGCUCUGUGUUCCCUAGUACGCUACUCUACUCACACACACUAGCCAGAGAGAUGAGCAUCCUCUCCCUAAAGGCCAGGGUCCUGGCCAUCAUCUCCAUCCUCUUUAUCGUGCUGUCAACUAUUGCCUUGUCUCUGAACACCCUCCCGGAGCUGCAGGACAUAGACGAGUUUGGCCAGGUGACAGACAACCCUCAGCUGGCUCACGUGGAGGCGGUGUGCAUCGCCUGGUUCACAAUGGAGUAUUUGCUCCGCUUCAUCUCCUCGCCAAGCAAGUGGAAGUUCUUCAAGGGUCCGCUGAACAUCAUUGACCUGCUGGCCAUCCUGCCCUACUACGUCACCAUCUUCCUGACUGAGUCCAAUAAGAGUGUUCUACAGUUCCAGAACGUCCGGAGGGUGGUGCAGAUCUUCCGAAUAAUGCGUAUUCUGCGUAUUCUGAAGCUAGCCAGGCAUUCCACAGGGCUCCAGUCUCUGGGCUUCACCCUGAGGAGGAGUUACAAUGAGCUGGGCCUGCUCAUCCUCUUCUUGGCCAUGGGCAUCAUGAUCUUCUCCAGUCUCGUCUUCUUCGCUGAGAAGGACGAAGAGGACACUAAGUUUAAAAGCAUCCCUGCCUCCUUCUGGUGGGCCACCAUUACUAUGACUACGGUGGGGUAUGGCGACAUAUACCCAAAGACUUUAUUGGGCAAGAUUAUUGGGGGUCUGUGCUGCAUAGCUGGAGUGUUGGUGAUAGCCUUGCCCAUCCCUAUCAUCGUCAACAACUUCUCAGAGUUCUACAAGGAGCAGAAGAGGCAGGAAAAGGCCAUCAAGAGGCGGGAGGCCCUGGAGAAAGCCAAGAGAAACGGCAGCAUCGUUUCCAUGAACAUGAAGGAGGCGUUCGCACGCAGCGUCGAGCUCAUGGACGUAGUGGUAGAAAAUAAUGGAGAGAACAUGGGGAAGUUGCAGGGCAACCACCUGUCUCCCAGCUACAGGAAAGGGACUCCCAAGCGGACUACCUCAGAGACGGGUUCCGCCAAGUCUCUGGAGCCCAGCUCACCAGACAAAGCCCUUCCUGGAAGCCCACAGCACCUCAACGCUCAGAAACUGGAGGAGAUGUACAACAAGAUGGCCAAGACCCAAUCUCAACCUAACCUUAACAACAAGGACAAGGCACCUUUAUCUAAAGCAGCCAAGAAGAGAGAUGAGAUAGAGAUGGGAAGCAUCCCCAUGGAGCCUGCCCCAACCACAGACAUGAGGAGCAUGUCCAGUAUUGACAGCUUCAUGAGCUGCGCUGCCGACUUCACCGAAAGCGCCCGCUUCUCCCACAGCCCCAGCACCAGUGUACCAGGGAGGGUUAGCGCCAACCCCGUGCUUGAGAUCACCCUGGAGGAUGAGGCCAUGGACGGCCCUCACACUGCUAGCAAGCUCCCUGGAGGACGAGGCUCCAAGUGCGGCCUCCCUGACAGCCCCCGUGGCCUGCGCUUCAGUAACCCUCUCAAGAACCGCUCACUCAAGGUCAACUUCAAAGGUGGCGGCGCGGGCCCCUCCUUCUCCUUCUCAGCACAGGGUCCAGGGGGUGGGGCCCUCUCAGAUAGCUCCGCCCUCUCUGACCACUCCUUCAUGAGUCCUGAGGUGUCUGUCUACACCACCGCCAGCAGCAGGACCCCACCCCAUGAGACCCUGAUCCCCACAGUCUUCACAUUCCACGACGCUUCCAUUAGUAAGUUCAUUGACGCUGACACAGACGAGGAGGAGCACCUCCAUGAUGGCUUAGGCACCAACCCCUCCCAGAGGCUCCUGGGAAAAGCCAGCCCCAAGCUCAGCUCCCAUAGCAGCCACCACAUUGCAGCCAACCACCUGGAGGGCUCCCAGAGGAUGCUGGCUAAUAGUGUGUUCCCCUUGGAGGGCAGGCCAGGGGGGGGACAGGAGAACCAUGUGCUCUCCCGGGGAGAGAGCAGUUGUUCAAACACCAAUAAUGGGAGCAAGUGA